AUUUUUUCCUUUUAUUUCUCCUUAUACCUUAUACUUCAAUUAAUUAAUUUUAUCUCAAUAAUUAAAUUAAAAAUGGUUCGUAAUGUGAAAGGUGAAUCAACCAGCAGUAAAAAUAACGGCGUUAAUAAUAACAGUAAUAAUAAUGAAGCGGAAAAUGGUGAUAAUGAUCCAAACGCCGGAGGCUUGGAACGUAGGGUUCUUAGGUCACGUUAUCUUGCGGUUAAGAAUAUGAUCAGUGAUAAGAGAGAUGAUAUAACAAAGACAAAUUCAGAUAAUUUUAAGUCAAUUUUUGAUCAAGUUGAAUCCUUGCAUCAGCUAGUCCAGAAGCCUCGCGAACAAGUUGCCGAUGCUGAGGCCCUGUUGGAUAUCGCUAACACGUUAAUGACAUCGGUGAAAUCCCAGAGUAAUGAAGGAGUGACUGCAGGUGAUUUUGUAUCAUGUAUAUUAAAAGGAUUUGGACGAAUUGGAGGAAGUGAUGGAGAUGAAGGAAGUAGGAACUCUGUUAUGUGGAAGAAAGUUGGUAUUGCGGUAUCCCAUGUUUUUUGCAGGGGUGAUGGGUGUUCUACAAUGGUUGGGCCAAUGAAUUCUGAAGUCAAGCAAAGAAAAGCCAUUGUGCAUCGAAAGCAUUCAAGACCAACUGAAAAAGCCCGCCCUGAGGAGCUUGCAGCCAGUGCUACAGAAGAGAAGACGGACACAGAUAAGAACAUGGCAACCAUGUUUAAUGUGCUGAGAAAAAACAGAAAUGUGAAGCUGGAAAAUCUAGUGUUGAACAGAACUUCCUUUGCACAAACUGUUGAAAACCUCUUUGCAAUGUCUUUCCUUAUUAAAGAUGGCCGGGCUGAAAUAAGGGUUGAUGAAAAGGGAACUCAUCUAGUUUCGCCAAGAAACGCCCCAAAUGCGAAUGCUGUUGCUUCAAAGGAAGUUGUCUAUAAGCACUUUACCUUCAGAUUUGAUUUCAAAGACUGGAAGCUGAUGUCUGAUGCUGUUGCUGAAGGAGAGGAACUUAUGCCCCACAGAAAUCAAGUAGAUACAAUGCCCAAUUCUCAGCGAGAACCUAUUGAUUCUGUGCCCACUACACCAAUUAGGAAAUUUUCAAGGAACAGAGGUCUUGUGCUACAAGAACAAACUGUUGUUGAAGACUCUCCUGAAAGUAGUGACUCAGGAUCAAGAAGUGUCCGUAAAAGGAUGCGAAGGGUUAGGUAAAAGGUUAGCCGCUUGCGAUCAUGCAUUGUUUAAGUGGAGUAAUAUUUAUGUAAAUCGAUAGCUGUGAGUUCCUGUCUAAAUUUUUGCUAACAUUACUAGUUUUGGAACUGUUAUAUAUUAUAGUCUGUUACUGAGUUAAGGCUUUGUUUUAGCUGCUUUCUGUACUUUACUUCAACUUCUUGUUGGUAGGAAAUCAGAUCAUGUUUGCAAAUUAA
Erigeron canadensis is the source of this 1418-nucleotide messenger RNA. RefSeq names its product non-structural maintenance of chromosomes element 4 homolog A-like. Gene Ontology annotation, cellular component: Smc5-Smc6 complex; nucleus. Gene Ontology annotation, biological process: DNA repair. Lineage: Eukaryota; Viridiplantae; Streptophyta; Magnoliopsida; Asterales; Asteraceae. Bases 73 to 1203 code for a protein of 376 amino acids. The record is from RefSeq and is a predicted model, not a curated record. The transcript is spliced from 7 exons.